Molecule: messenger RNA, 1785 nt
Organism: Tuber melanosporum (Perigord truffle)
Lineage: Eukaryota; Fungi; Ascomycota; Pezizomycetes; Pezizales; Tuberaceae
Exons: 8
Coding region: 339-1712 (457 amino acids)
Molecular function (GO): oxidoreductase activity, acting on paired donors, with incorporation or reduction of molecular oxygen; iron ion binding; heme binding
Source: RefSeq, a predicted model, not a curated record
UGGGGAACAGUUGGAUGGUACCCCCGCACUUCAACUUUCUUUCCUGUCCGUCCCUUGCUGUUAGUGUUAAUACCGGUACUGCACUGCCUUACAUGCAUACCAAAUAGGUUCGGCACGUAUAUAACUUCGAGCUCUUUCGCUCAAAGUUAGCCUUUAACCAUCACCAACACCUCAACAUCAACGUCAACACCAUCACCACUGUCACCACCAUGAGUAUAUUAAAUAUUGGGCUCGUUAGCUCGGCAGUUUAUCUGCUCGGCGCGUGGAUGGCGUACCUUGUCCUACUCAUUUUCUAUAGACUCUCUCUACACCCGCUGCGACGCUUCCCCGGGCCAAAGAUGGCAGCGGUGACGGGGUGGUAUGCAGGGUAUUGGGAUUUAUAUCGGGGUGGGCAGAUGGUGAAUCAUUUGGUGGAUUUGCACAAGGAAUAUGGUCCGAUAGUCCGCUGCGAGCCGAACCAUCUCCACUUCUCCUCCCCAGAAGUCUACUCCACAAUUUACAACGCCACCGGUAAACUUACCAAGGACCCAAACCUCUACCUCAGUUUCGGCGCGAAUGACUCAGUCUUCACGCUGGUGGAUCCCACCAUCGCGCGAACCCGGCGAGAGGUGAUCUCACCAAUGUUCUCCCGGCGAAUGGUGCUCUCGCUGCAACCGCUUAUUAGCGGAAAGUUCCGAAAGCUCUGUGGUAAAUUCUCCAGCUACGCGGACCGUGACGAGGCGGCGGAUAUGGCCUCUGGGUUCCGCAGCGCGUCGAUAGACAUUAUUACGCAGUAUUGUUAUGGCGAGUGUCUUGAUUCCCUGGAUGUGGAGGGUUUCAAGCAUGAUAUAUUGCUGUCAAUUAAAGCUACUAGCAAGGCGUUCUGGGUGGUCAAGUACUUCCCCAUGGACUGGAUACUUACCUUGCCGGCCAAUCUCACUUUACGACUAAUGCCGGAACUAAAGGGGUUUUUAGCUGUCAGAGACAACAUAGAAGCACAGGUGAAGCGUUACAUGAAAAACCCGAGCCUUCUCGAGAAAUCCUCACACCCAACGGUAUAUCAACGCUUCCUAGACCCAGAUGUUAAAGGCGGAAUCCCAAAGGCCAGUGCUCUCGCCGACGAAGCUCAGAACUUGUUUUUCGCUGGGAGCGAUACCGUUGGCACAACGCUGGCUUUCGGAACGUACCAUAUCCUAACUACACCCGGGUUGCAAGAGAAGCUGUUUGCAGAGAUAUGUCAGGUAUGGCCGGUACUUGAAGAGGAACCUACGUAUGAUCAAUUGGAGAAGUCGGCAUAUCUUACCGCUAUCAUAAAAGAAAGCCUACGAAUAAGCCACGGAGUCGUAACACCCCUAACUCGUGUAGUCCCCGCUUCGGGCAUGACAAUCCAAGAUCAGCCCAUCCCCGACGGAACCGUCGUAUCAAUGGACGUGCCCACAGUCCACCUAAACCCAAAUAUAUUCCCAUCGCCGAACACCUUUCUGCCAACCCGCUGGCUAGAUUCCAACGCCAAGGAUUUAGACAAGUAUCUUGUGGCGUUUAGUAAAGGGUCACGAGCGUGUAUUGGAUCGAAUCUCGCUUGGGCCGAGAUGUAUAUCGGCUUCGCGGGAGUAUUUCGCAGGUUUGAGAUGGCGGUUUGGGAGACUAGUAAGGAGGAUAUGGAAUGGAUGGAUUGUUUCACGCCGAUCACGAGGGGGGACUUGAAGGUGAAGUUUAAGGUCAGAGGGGAGUAGUUAGGAAGACGAAGGAAAUAGUUGUACAGUACUAGUCACUCUACUCAUCUAAUUUUCUUUUUCAACAACACGA